Messenger RNA from Misgurnus anguillicaudatus (oriental weatherfish), 1571 nucleotides. The record is from RefSeq and is a predicted model, not a curated record. NCBI's taxonomy places the organism in Eukaryota, Metazoa, Chordata, Actinopteri, Cypriniformes, Cobitidae.
AUCAGUAUUUGUGUAGGUAAAACAAACCAAAUGAAAGUAGAGAACACAAAGUAAAGAGAACACCGCACUACUGCUUGAUCUUCAGUUGGUUGAUUAAGAUUCAUCACACACUGUAAAACAUCAACAAUGGAAAGACUGAUUCAUGUUCUGCUGAUCUCAGCAGGACUCUGUCCGUUUAUCCACAGCAUCCCGCGUGGGUACCUCCUCAUCCAGGAGCAGAAGACCUGGUACGAGGCGCAAGCUUACUGCAGACAGAAUCACAUUGAUCUGGCCACUGUUGAAAGCAGUGAAGACCAGGCAGAACUACUAGCAAUUGAACCAGCAUUGACUUCAGUACCCUGGAUUGGACUCUACAAUGACAUCAACAGCUGGCGGUGGUCUAAUAAAAAUGAGAGCAUUACAUAUGAGAACUGGUAUAGACCUACUGGGGAACCGAACAACUUUGAUGGAAGAGAGACAUGUGGGUUUUUUGAAGCUGCAGGCACUUGGCAAGAUAUCUACUGUGAUAUAGACAACUAUGUGUUUUUUUGUUACAAUGAGGACCAAAUCGACCCAAACCGGUUUGUUCUUAUCAGUAAUGGCUGGAGGAACUGGUAUGAUGCUCAGAGUUACUGCAGACAGUAUCACACAGAUCUGGCCACCAUUCAGAAUUCAACUGAGAACAACCUGCUGAAGAAAAUGAUGGGAAAUUAUGGAAGAGCGUGGAUUGGUCUGUACAGAGACUCAUGGAAGUGGUCAGAUGGGACAUAUGUCAACAACUACCCCAUAACCUGGAUGAGUGGAGAACCUAACAUAGUUGGGUUGAACCCAUCUUGUGGAGUUGAACGUCCUGGUGCUGUGAUAAGUGAUGAGAUCUGCUCAGACCCCCAUUCUUUCAUCUGCAUGCACUUUUCUAGGAAACAGAUUGUGCGCGUGGAGGUGAAAUCUGCUCAAAAUCUAAAUAAUCCUGCAGUGAUGGAGAUCAUUAUACAGUGGAUGAAGCAGAAACUGAAGGAUUAUGGGAUAGAGAAGGACACAAGACUGACGUGGAAAGUUCAGUCGGAUGGAAAUGUUUUUACACCAAAACUUCAGCGUGAAAAUGUUCAGCAACGCUGCUUAAACUUUUAUCUUUAGUGUUUCACAGUCAGUAUCUGUGAUCUGCAAGAAACUUUCUCCUCUUUAAUAAUUAGAUGUUAUUUUUAUAAUUAAAUUUAUUAUAUGAUAUUCCAAUUGAUUAAUCAAAUGACCACAUGUAUAUGCAAUAUCUGCAUUCAAUUAUUUGCAUAUUAUUUAAUAUUACAAGACAAGAGUAAAACAUUUUAUAAAGUGUUAUUAGACGCCAAUAUAUAUUUUUUAUCAAGAAAUCACAAGCUCACACUCAGCCUUGUGUAGUCUUCUCUAAACACAUAUGAUUGUAUUGAGUCUAAUAGCAGCUGUAACAACUCAUAAUGUAAUAACUGUACAGAAUGUAAUAAUUUACUAAAACAUAAUAACAUCUUGAUCCUGUAAUGUAAUUACAUGUGAAAUUUAUUACACAAAUAAACUCAAUAGAUAAGGUCAAAAUGCUAUUAUUUCAAUGUUUUUUUAACAAA